UGCCAGCUCAGGUUUGCCUGGCCUUAAGAGUUUCAUGGUGAACAGUUCUUGCCAGCAUUCUCAAACGCAGCAACGGCCUUGGACGCAUGAGGGUGUGCUGUAGUUGCAUGCCAAGCACCUCGGUGGUUGCCUGACAGCCACGAACAUGACGCCAAUAAAACGGUUAUUGGGCGGCACAGCCAGCUUCACCAGUCUGUCCACCCGGCCUGUUUGACUAGCCGCCAACAAUGCUUGUAAGUGCGCAUCAUUCAUUCCAGUAUCUUGUUUUCGUUGCCGCCAGGUGGGCGCUUGCAUGCUGAAUUGAGGCGGUAAAUCAAUUUCGCAGUUGUGACUCUUUUGGAACCUGGUGGUAUAAAUGGGGGUACCUUUGUAGCUCGUGCAAAAGCUACAGACACAAGCGAUUUUCAAUCAAAAAUUCAAACGAAAACUUUAUCCGUAUCUCUACUACCACGAGCACAAUGUCAGCCACCAAGAUCGUCUCCAGCGCAGCAAUCAAGACGAUCCAGAAGUCGGGCAAGGAUAUUGCGCUCAAGUAUGCCACCAUGACCGAGGCCUGGCAGCGUACCUAUCUUGCCACGAGCGAGCAGAACAAGUUCAGUGCCGCCAUAGAGAAGACCGAUGUCCCGUCCAACACCGCGACUGCCAUCCUGGUCGAGAAGCCGCAUGAGAGCCAGAAUGACAGUAGGACUCAUUUUACCACCGUCUUGCAAGACGACAAGGGCAAUCAUAUCAAGACACAACAUAUACCUGUUUGAGUUAAUGGUUUAGAUUGCUGGAGGACAAGGAGAUCGAUGCGGGGGGAGCUUGCGUCAGUUCGUUGGAAGGAUGGAACGAUCGAAGUGGGGAUCGAGCCCCUGUACAUCAUUCGCUGUGAGAAAAGGAUGGAGAAUUGCACGAGAAGUUGGUGAGACGAGAGAUAUCUAGAACUAGACUCAAACGCCGUCCUUAAUUGCGAUGUCCGCUCUGAGAACUCCCUCAAUGUCCUUCAAGUUCCAGUAGGUAUUGGCC
Trematosphaeria pertusa is the source of this 1008-nucleotide messenger RNA. RefSeq lists its product as uncharacterized. NCBI's taxonomy places the organism in Eukaryota, Fungi, Ascomycota, Dothideomycetes, Pleosporales, Trematosphaeriaceae. The record is from RefSeq and is a predicted model, not a curated record. The transcript is spliced from 2 exons. The coding region runs from base 459 to 755 and encodes 98 amino acids.